CAUACUUGAAACCAUUCCUUUCGUUGGAAUAAGCAGAGAACAUCUGACAUGUUUCUCACAUGAUAUUCCCUAGUGAUGUGCAUAAAGUCAGAAGAUGAAGUGGAGUAACAUUAUCCAGACAAUAAUCUUCCUUUGUCUUAUUGGGCCUGGAACUGUGGGAAAUAUCCUAAUGUUUGUGAGACAGGUGUACACGUCUGCCUUGGGCACUGAGAAAAAGCCUGUGGACCUCAUUCUCAUCCACUUGGCAUUUUCUAAUAUGAUCAUUAUUUGCACCACAGGAAUCAGAGACAUAGCCACAGUGUUUUAUUUCAGAAACUUCCUCGGAGAUAUUGGCUGUAAAGCUGUGGUUUAUCUGGCAAGGACGGCCCGGGGCCUCUCCAUCUGCACCACCUGUCUCCUCAGUAUGGUCCAGGCUCUCACCAUCAGUCCCAGGACCACCAUUUGGAGGAAGCUCAAACCACAGACCUCAUGGCAAAUUCUUACCUAUGUCUUACUCUUUUGGAUCUUUAAUGGCCUCACAAGUUCCAACUUGUUGUACUAUAUGACAGCAGGCGGCAGCUUGAACAGAUCUGGAGUUGCAGGGUAUAUUGGAUAUUGCUAUAUGCUUCCAUCCAGGGACACAGUCAAGUGGCUUUUCCUCUUGCUCAUGGCUGUUCGUGACCUCAUCUUUCAGAGUCUCAUGGGCUGGAGCAGUGGACACAUUUCUUUUUAUCUGUAUAAACAUCACAAGCAAGUCCUCUACCUCCACAGCCGCAGGCCUGUAAAUAGUUUCAGUCCAGAGAUCAAAGCUGCACAGAGCAUUCUCAUUCUCAUGGCCUGUUUCCUUGCCUUUUAUUGGGCAGACUUCAUUUUCUCCUUUUACACAGGUUCCAUGGUGACUCAUGACUCCAUCAUACUAAAUAUUAAAACAUGUCUAGUACUUGGUUAUGCUGUUCUCAGCCCCUUUGUCCUGAUGAGCAGAGCUGUUCCUGUUGCUAAAGCCUUGUGUUCGCACUGA
Molecule: messenger RNA, 997 nt
Organism: Peromyscus leucopus (white-footed mouse)
Lineage: Eukaryota; Metazoa; Chordata; Mammalia; Rodentia; Cricetidae
Product: putative vomeronasal receptor-like protein 4
Exons: 1
Coding region: 95-997 (300 amino acids)
Biological process (GO): G protein-coupled receptor signaling pathway
Cellular component (GO): membrane
Molecular function (GO): pheromone receptor activity
Source: RefSeq, a predicted model, not a curated record